AUGAAUGCGCGGUCGGCGCUGGACGAGGUCACCGACACGGGCGCCUUCGGCCGGUCGCCAUCCACCUUCCGGAGCUCCGUUUCCAGGGACAGGCGGUUCCCUGCCGUGGCGGGGCGGUACCACCUCUACGUCUCGUACGCGUGCCCCUGGGCGUCCCGGUGCCUCGCCUUCCUCAAGCUCAAGGGCCUCGACCAUGCCAUCGGCGUCACGGUCGUGAAGCCCAUCUUCGAGCGGACCAAGGAGAGCGACGAGCAUCUGGGCUGGGUGUUCCCCGCCGCCGAUGACGAGGAGCCCGGCGCCGAGCCCGACCUUCUCAACGGCGCCCGGAGCGUGAGGGAGCUCUACGAGAUCGCCCGCUCCAACUACGCCGGGAAGCCAACCGUCCCCGUGCCGUGGGACAAGCAGCUGAAGACGGUGGUGAACAACGAGAGCUCCGAGAUCAUCCGGAUGCUCAACGACGAGUUCAACGGCAUCACCAGGAACCCCGGGCUGGACCUCUACCCGGCCCACCUCCGGGCCUCCAUCGACGAGGCCAACGAGCUGGUCUAUGACGCCAUCAACAACGACGUCUACAAGUGUGGCUUCGCCAAGAAGAAGGACGACCGCGUGCUUGUGCCGGAUUUGGGGUCGCUCACCAGCAUCCAUGACAGGGCGCGUGAACUCUUCUACUACCUCAAGGGUGGGCAGGUGGACUAUGGCGAGGAGCACAGCAAGGCUUGCAGCCACAACAGGUUUGGGAGAAUAUAUCACACAGGGCACUAUCCUAUUUGUUACGAGCACAACCCAGUGCAUUUUGUGGGGCACUCUGCUGGCGCGCAGGUUGUGAGGGUGCUGCAACAGAUGCUUGCCGACAAGACUGCCCCCGCCUACGAAUCCCACCCGCCGCCCUGCCUCACCCGCCGUGAAACCAGCCACAACAGCCACCUCCCCCGCGACGAAUCCCGCCCGCGCCUCCCCCGCCGUCAUCCCCGCCGCGACAGCCACCCGCGAAUCACCCGCCGCGGCUCCAUCUCCGCGAACCGCCCGCCCGCCUCCCCCGCCGCCAUCCCCGCCGCGACAGCCACGGCCCAGCGAAUCGGAGAGACACAAACUAUUCUUGGACUCCUUAGUGUCGUUCUCCAUUCUACUCCUGAUCGUGAUAACUAUUGGAAGAUGAUGCACAAGUACAUAGGUUCAGAUGUUACAUCACUUGUGACACUUCCAGUCAUAAUUUUUGAGCCAAUGACAAUGCUUCAGAAAAUGGCUGAGUUGAUGGAAUACUGUGAGUUGUUAGACAAAGCAGAAGAAUGUGAGGAUCCAUACAUGCGUAUGGUUUAUGCUUCUACAUGGGCUGUUUCGGUAUACUUCGCAUAUCAGCGCACAUGGAAGCCUUUUAAUCCGAUCCUUGGAGAGACUUAUGAGAUGGUUAACCACCAGGGCAUUACAUUUCUUGCCGAAUUAUCUUGA
Zea mays is the source of this 1446-nucleotide messenger RNA. RefSeq lists its product as uncharacterized. Lineage: Eukaryota; Viridiplantae; Streptophyta; Magnoliopsida; Poales; Poaceae. The coding region runs from base 1 to 1446 and encodes 481 amino acids. Gene Ontology annotation, molecular function: glutathione transferase activity; lipid binding. Gene Ontology annotation, cellular component: cytoplasm. The record is from RefSeq and is a predicted model, not a curated record. The transcript is spliced from 11 exons.